GGCCACAUUCGGAGGGACAUCGGAGGGAUACUUCCCAGGGCUCGAUCGAUGCCUAUAUAAAUAUUGAACAAGUGCCAUAUUUCACGCUUAGUAUGCGAGAAUCGAACGCGGCCGCUGCAGAGGAUUGAACUCCUCGCGAAAUACAACCGAAAACCCGCCAAACAAUCCAUAAAUCAGCAGAGCCAUGAAGAGGCGACGCGUAACUACGGAGACGGGAGCUGGAGCGGGAGCGGGAACUCGUUUCGGCUUCCGUGUUGCAUCGGGGAAGAUGGCACGCGCCUGCCACACGCUGCUGGGGCUAAUUGUGGGACUCGGAAUGAUUGGCGUGUGCUCGGCCGUCGGCUAUUCCUACACGCGCUUCGAGGGUCCGGUGGCGGGGCCAGAGCGCCUGGUGACGGUCCACAACGGACGCACCGAUUAUGUGGCACGGCCCGAGUACAGCUUCGCCUAUGGCGUCGAAGAUGGCAAGACGCGUGUGCUGCAGAACCGCAAAGAGACGCGCAACGGCGACGAGGUGCGGGGCGUCUACAGCGUAGUCGAUCCUGAUGGCACCUUGCGUGUGGUUAAAUACACCGCCGACGAUGCCAAUGGCUUUCAGGCGGAGGUUAUCACGAAUGGUGUGAAAACGUUGCACGGCCAUGGCGAUGCUGAAGGCGGAUCGAGUGGAGGCGGUGGUGGUGCAUCGGUGGACGAACAGGUGAGGCAUGAGAGCGCUGCUGGUGACGAAGAAGAGCAGGACAAUGGCCACUACAAGGUGCACGAGGACUACGACGAGGCAGAUGGCGACGGCGAUGGAGAGGACAAGGAGAAGGAAAAGGAGAAGGAGGGAGGAGGAGAUGAAGACGAGGAGGGUGGCGGCGACCAUCAGGAGUACGAGGGCAGCAGCGAGGAGGGCUACGACGAGGCCGAUGCUCACAGUCAGCAGCAGGAGAGCAGCGAAGAGUAUUAGAUUCUCAGCAGAAGGAAUCCCUAUCUAUAAGCUAUAUCUAUAUGUUAUAUUUUUUUAUUUUUUUUUUUUGUGAUAUACCAAAAAUAUACCAGACUAAAUACUCGCACAAACUGCAGAUUCCAACGGGGAUCCUUAGACUUUGCAUAAUCCCCCAACUGUGACCCGAAACAAGAGCAAGAGCUCUGAAUAAAACACUAAUUGAAAUAUCCAGCAAUGGAUGGAGGAAUGGUGUGGGAAUGCCUUUGCGUAACCACCGGCACCACAUCAACGUCAUGGACAUGGCGCCAGUGGACAUCGGCCAGUGAAGCGUGUGCUCCAGCUUCAGCUUUAGCUCCGACAUGGACUUGG
Messenger RNA from Drosophila pseudoobscura, 1297 nucleotides. RefSeq names its product protein Ycf2. The record is from RefSeq and is a predicted model, not a curated record. The coding region runs from base 185 to 949 and encodes 254 amino acids. Lineage: Eukaryota; Metazoa; Arthropoda; Insecta; Diptera; Drosophilidae. The transcript has 2 exons. Gene Ontology annotation, cellular component: extracellular matrix.